UGUGUCUGUGCGGCUGAUUUUUGAUGGAACGGUCAAGGGGCAUAGCCAAGGCCACGGGUCGAAAGUUACCACCAAAAGCCUGCGAAUCCGCACACCAAAAGUGUGUCCAUAAGGGUGUGCCUCUAACGAAAGACCCAAGGUUUAAACCCAACCAAUUCACGAAUUCUGUUUCACCAAGUAACGGAAACUUCCCUCUGACAUUCCAAAAUGGCCAAUACCUCGCCUGAAGACGCUGCACUGGAUUUGUUUCGUCGUCUGAACCCAGACAAAAUCUCGAAAAACUUGGACACCGUCCUUCAGUACCGUCCUGACUUGAGUGAAGUUUUGCUCUCCUCCAUAGAUCAGCCGUUGCGUUCAGAACGUUGUGCAGAUUCGGGCAAUCAAUAUCUUUUGUGUGACUUCAAUCGCGAUGGAGACUCGUAUCGUUCACCUUGGAGCAACAAAUACGCUCCUGCUUUAGACGACGGAAUUGUGCCCAGCGAUCAUGUCCGUGAUAUUGAAGUUCGUUUAAACAAUGCCAUGCGUGUGUACGUCGACAUGUACUAUGAAGGUGGUGUAUCGAGCGUUUAUCUUUGGGAUCAAGAUGAGUAUUACGCUGGUGCCGUCCUCAUCAAGAAGGGAUCCAGCGAUGAUGCUUCCGGAUGGGAUUCUAUUCACGUCUUCGAAUGCUUGGAGACGGGGGAGCCGGAUAAGUGGGAUUAUCAACUCACAAGCACAAUCAUUCUCCACAUGCAAUCAUCAUCCAGCUCAGCGGAUGAAAGCAAGCUUGGCUUGUCCGGCCAACUGACCAGACAGACCUCUCAGCGUCUGGAGGUUUCAGACGUUUACUCGCAAGUAGCUAAUGUGGGUCGUAUGGUUGAAGACAUGGAGAACCGGAUGCGUACAUUUUUGCAGGAAGUUUACUUUGGUAAGACGAAUGAUGUUGUCAACGCCAUCCGUUCAGUGAUGCCUUUGGAAGAGGUCAAAGAGAAUGAAAAACGAAUGAGUAAUGUCGUUAGUGGCAUGAGCAAAGCAUAGUCGGCAUAGCUGUAAUUAUAACAAUACAUUUCAUAAACGACA
Molecule: messenger RNA, 1059 nt
Organism: Schizosaccharomyces japonicus yFS275
Lineage: Eukaryota; Fungi; Ascomycota; Schizosaccharomycetes; Schizosaccharomycetales; Schizosaccharomycetaceae
Product: F-actin capping protein beta subunit
Exons: 3
Coding region: 208-1017 (269 amino acids)
Biological process (GO): actin cortical patch assembly; mating projection actin fusion focus assembly; barbed-end actin filament capping
Cellular component (GO): medial cortex; cell division site; cytoplasm
Molecular function (GO): actin binding; actin filament binding
Source: RefSeq, a predicted model, not a curated record